Molecule: messenger RNA, 6099 nt
Organism: Electrophorus electricus (electric eel)
Lineage: Eukaryota; Metazoa; Chordata; Actinopteri; Gymnotiformes; Gymnotidae
Gene: tnk2b
Product: tyrosine kinase, non-receptor, 2b
Biological process (GO): protein phosphorylation; signal transduction; negative regulation of epidermal growth factor receptor signaling pathway
Molecular function (GO): ATP binding; protein binding; protein tyrosine kinase activity
Source: RefSeq, a predicted model, not a curated record
CUCCCGUCUCACACACAGAACAACGCGUCCCCCGGCCGCAGACGUAGCGCGCGCGCGUGCGAGUGCAUCUUCCGGAUCGGACGCCGCGGGGCAGACCUAAAACACUCGCCAGGACGAGCAGAGACGCGCAGAGCCGGGCAUUACUGACGUGGACGUCAUGCCUCUCCCAGAGCUCCUCUUCCACGCUCACUCCCUUGCUGUCGCUUGAGUCGAGGGGCGCCGGAGCGAAAAAGAAGCUAUUAAUAGGCUGGCAGCGGACGGCCCCGAUGGAGAUCGCCCGGGACGGACGCAGAUGGGAAGCGAUGCUGAAACGGAGCGGCCCGGACUCGCCCCGCUAUCUCGAGCGCGGCCCCGUCCGCGUUUAAAGCUCGCCCGCGAGACGCCGCCAGAGGCCUUCUCCACCCUCCCCUCCUCACCCCGAGGCCGCACGAGAAACGCAGCGCUCCGGUUCUCUGGAUGCGCCGCGGUGGCUGCCGAGUCCGCAGCCUUUCCCCUCUGGCAAAACUUCCUCUGGUACAUUCUCGGGGCUUCUCUCCCCUCCCCCUGCGCCCCUCCCACGCACCCUCCCUCUCUCCCUUCGAGCUGUCCCACCGCCGGCGGUGCUUGCCAGCGCACCAACUCCGGGAACACAGCGUGUCGAACCCGCGAUGGAAUGUAGUCCGCGGGCUUCAGGAGCCGAGGAGACCUCCCGUUUCCCAGGCGCCCCGUUCCAGACGUCGCACGGUGCCCCAGGGCUGCUGUCGGAGCCUCGCGUGCAGCGGGAGAGACUCGUGUGCUUGGACUGACACUAAGCUCUCUAGAUCGUCACGUGACCACGAGCCCAAGAUGCGACGCUUUAAUAAGCUCAAAAAGACAUUCCCUUUCCUUGCACACUUCCAUGUUUACAGAAAGCUGGGCAGCAUGCAGUGUGAGGAGGGCACCGAGUGGCUGCUGGAGCUCCUGAUGGAGGUGCAGCUGCAGCAGUACUUCCUGCGCCUCCGCGACGACCUCAACGUCACGCGCCUCUCACACUUCGACUACGUCAAGAACGAGGACCUGGAGAAGAUCGGCAUGGGACGGCCUGGCCAGAGAAGAUUGUGGGAGGCAGUGAGGAGGCGAAAGGCGAUGUGCAAGCGCAAGUCUUGGAUGAGUAAGGUGUUCAGCGGGAAGCGCCCGGACGGAGACUUCCAGCCGCCGCAGCCGGCCAGCACCUUCCGGAAGCCGUCGCCGCAGCCCGCGGAGGCCCAGCAGCAGGCGCUCACCUGCCUGAUCGGCGAGAAGGAGCUGGCGCUGUGCGAGAAGCUCGGGGACGGCACCUUCGGCGUGGUCAAGCGUGGCGAGUGGCUGGCCCCCGGCGGAAAAGUGAUGAAUGUUGCAGUAAAGUGUCUGAAGACAGAUGUACUGAACCAGCCAGACGCUCUGGAUGAUUUCAUCUGUGAAGUCAAUGCCAUGCACUCCCUCGACCACCAGAACCUCAUUCGCCUUUAUGGAGUUGUGCUUACACACCCCAUGAAGAUGGUGACGGAGCUGGCUCCCCUCGGCUCCCUGCUGGACCGCUUGCGGAAGAACCAGGGCCACUUCCUUAUCUCCACCUUGUGCCAGUAUGCCAUCCAGAUUGCCAACGGCAUGGCCUACCUGGAGUCCAAACGCUUCAUCCACCGCGACCUGGCCGCCCGCAACAUCCUGCUGGCCUCCAGCGAGCAGGUCAAGAUCGGGGACUUCGGCCUGAUGAGGGCGCUGCCCAAGAACGACGAUCACUACGUCAUGCAGGAGCACCGCAAAGUCCCCUUCGCCUGGUGUGCCCCAGAGAGUUUGAAGACGCGCACCUUUUCCCAUGCCACUGACACGUGGAUGUUUGGGGUGACGCUGUGGGAGAUGUGCACCUAUGGCCAGGAGCCGUGGCUGGGCCUCAACGGCAGUCAGAUCCUCCACAAGAUCGACAAGGAGGGCGAGCGGCUGGCCAAGCCCGAGGACUGCCCACAGGACGUCUACAACGUCAUGCUGCAGUGCUGGGCGCAGAAACCCGACGACAGGCCCACCUUCCUGGCGCUGCGGGAGUUCCUGGUGGAGACCAUGCCCACCGACAUGAGGGCGCUGCAGGACUUCGACGAGCCCGACAAGCUGCACAUCCAGAUGAACGACGUCAUCACCAUCAUUGAGGGCAGGGCGGAGAACUACUGGUGGCGCGGGCAGAACAAGCGCACCCUGCAGGUGGGGCAGUUCCCCCGCAACACCGUCACGUCCGUGGCGGGCCUGUCGGCGCACGACAUCAGCCGCCCCCUGAAGAACAGCUUCAUCCACACGGGCCACGGCGACACCGACCCGGAGCGCUGCUGGGGACGGCCGGACCGCAUCGACGAUCUGUAUCUGGGGAAUCCCAUGGACCCUCCGGAUGUGCUCGGGGUUGAUCUGAGUGCUCCCAGACCCACACAGCUCCCUGGGCGAGCUAAGAAGGAGCCUCCCCCUCGGCCCCCUCAGCCGAUCGUGCUCAUCAAGAAGCCACCCUACGAUCCCGUUACUGAAGACGAGGACCCUACUUCCUUUGGCCUGAGGAGACUCUCUUUGAGGAAGGCCAGCAUGAAGGGCCUGAAACUGAAGCCGUCCACCUGGGUCGCAGCCACGAAGCUGGGUGACCGGUCUGUCUACGGCCUCCGGACACCAGGGGGCAGCACCCCCACUGAGGUCUCUCUCAUAGACUUUGGAGAGGAGACCCCCUCAAUGACCCCCUCCCCCAUGGCGGAGAUUCCUACCCUCGCCAGACUUGCUAUGGAGGCGGAGAAUAUCAUGGACAGAACUCCGCCCCAGAGUCCCUCCCGCUCUCUGCCCCGCCCACUUCACCCCACCCCAGUGGUGGACUGGGACUCCAGACCACUCCCUCCUCCCCCAGCCUACGACGAUGUAGCACAAGACGAGGACGACAUCGAGGUGUGCUCGAUCAACAGCGCCGAGCGAGCGCCCGAUGAGCCAGGCUCCCCAUGCGGCCCCUGCAGCCCAGCAGGCGAGGAUCGGCCUCGCGUGGAGGACAACCUGUUCCUCCCCAGCCAGCAGAUCCACUCCUGCACCUUCUCCCAGUCAGCCGAGAUCUUCCAGGAGCUCCAGCAGGAGUGCAUGCGCCGCCUCCGCGUCCCCAGCGUGAGCUGCCCAAGCCCGAGCCCCGAGCCGUACCACCACAUCGUGCUCUCUGCCUGCGAGGACAAGCCCCAGGUUCCACCCCGCGUGCCCAUCCCGCCCCGCCCCCCGAAGAGUACAGCCGGCGAGUACGCCCGCUGGUCCGGGGACCUGUCCCCGGUGUUCGGGGGCGAGGACGAAAGGGAGAGGCCUCCCCGUAUCCCCCCGCGGGACCCCCUCUCCCAGCCAGGCUCGCGUACGCCCAGCCCCCACGUGGGGUCGCCACAAGGCCGUACCACCUACUGCACCUCCGCCCCCAUCUACGGCUCCGCGUACCUCUCCACCUCCCCGGGCAAGCUCAUGCCCACCACACAGAGUUUCGCCUCAGACCCCAAGUACGCCGCACCCAAGGUCAUCCAAGCACAGGGAAAGGACAAGGAGCCGGCCAAGGGGCCCUGCAUUCUGCCCAUCGUCCGGGAUGGCAAGAAGGUAAGCAACACGCACUACUACCUCCUGCCCGAGAGGCCUCCAUACCUGGACCGCUACGACAGGUUCUUCAGGGAGGCGGACACCGGCAAGGCCGAGGAAAGGAGGCCCAUCAACACGGCCACCGUCCGACCCAUGGUGCAGCAGCACCAGCAGGGGGAGCUCAAAUCCAACUUCUCCUCCAACAACAACAGCAACGUGACUGGUUUUGUGGUCAAAGGGGCCAACAAGAGCCUGGCCAGGGUGAGCGUUGACGGUUCAGUGAGCAGGGCUGAAGGAGCCUGCACUUCUGACAGAGUCAGACUGGUGCAGGAGGCAGUACACGGGGUGACGACAGAAGAGUGUCGGGAGGCCCUGCACAACCACAGCUGGAACGUGCAGAAGGCUGUGCACCAUCUGAAGGUGGAGCAGCUCUUCUGCCUGGGUCUGAAGACCAGGGUGGAGUGCCAUAAGAUUCUGGAGACAUGUGACUGGAACCUGGAGCUGGCCAGCACUCAGCUCUUAGACUCUUACGGCUCGGUGAAACAGAGGCGGUGAGGAAGAGGGGUGGGGGGCCCUUCCUACUCCUCAGAGACUCAGCGUGUUCUCAGUGAGGCGCGCGAGGCUGGAGGUGGAGGAUCCCUUUCGCCGCCACGUGACCGCUCACUUCUGCUAUAACAAGAGAGUGAGUGACUGCCCUCAUGCCCAAUCGUGACUGAGCAAGUUCAUCUAGAACCCUUCACGCAGUGCACAGCUGAGUACGGAGCUCCGAGUCCCAACAGUCUCCGUAUCUGCUGCGGAGUAGAAAAGUAUAGAAACCAAGAUGCUGCUGGUUCAUUCUUGUGGACUCUUAUUUUUUUAUUUGACAAAAUGUUUUAUUUGAUAAAUACAGAACAGACAAUCAGAUGGAGGGUUAUACGUUUGUUUCAGAUGUUAAAUGUGUUUGUUUUUUUUUCAUGUUGGUUGACUGCAAAAGAGAAAGUUUAUUGACAUGUAAAUUAAGUAUGAAUGUUUUUUGGCUUUUUUUCCCGGCGACGUUUAAUCGUCCAAAACCAUCGUGCUGACGUUCCGUCAUUUCCCACAGUGCUGUUUUGAGGUAGACUGCUCCCUCUUUCUGUGAUGCAUGGAAAAUCCUGCCCCCGACUGGCUGUUGAGUCAUCACCAGCGUCGCAUUGCCCGCAGAUGUAGAGGUCACUCCCUGCACCACACAGUCAUGAUGAUGCCCUCACUGAGCAGCAAGUCACUUUGUGGAGGAGAGAACUUAAUCUUCCAAGUCUGGAAAUGCAGUCACUCGCCUUUCUGAUGGGCUGCCAGUGAAACAUGACACACUAGCACAGCUGAGAAAUGUAUGCAGUGUGUUAACCAGGUCCACAACACGAGGAGCCCAGUUUAAAACUACAAACCUGAAAGCACAGUAUUGACCAGCCAAAGUACAAACAGCUAAUGGAGAAGGUCCAUUGUUUUUAUAUCUUCUGCUCAGCUGUCCCAUGUAAGCAAUAAACAAUGGCCUUAAUUUUUCUUGGCUAAUAGUGCAAGAAUGAAACAAUUUAAAUGCUCAGAGGAUCAGGGAAUCCUCUGGGGAGGGAAGUGAGCAGCACAUCCUGUAACAAAGUUUUUCCAUAGUUCCAUUGAACUAUGCCCUACACUUUAUAGAGCAGUGUAUUUAAUUUCUGCUUUAACAAUUGCUUCAGUCCAAAACCAAUUUCCAAACGAGCCGAAGUCCUGAAAGCGGUAGACCCAACGGAAGACCAACCAUGGUGUGAAGCUUUUUCAGCUAGAGCUGAUCUAACAAGUUACUGCAGCAGUUAUUGAAAAGCGAGCCCAAUCUAACCAGUAUCAGGGACUGCUGUCAUAGACACACAAGCCUCGCAGCAGUUGCAUGCAGGUAUCUUCCAGCGAACAGCUCAUCAUUCAGUCCCGCGGUUCCCAAACGAAGGGCUAAAUUCCUUUCAUCCGCAGUGUACCACGCUUAUGCUCCGCGAACACACGGUUUAGUGGGUGUUGUGUAGAUCAGUCUCCAAACCCUGAGGCCUAGGUUGAUGAGCUCUUGAUAUGCCUACCUCUUGGCACCUUGUCUGACUGAGGUGGGGUUCUCUGUGACCCCCGAACCCCAGCAGUGUUGGGUUCUCCUCGAUCUCCUGGCCGGACCAGUCCAUGCAGCCUCCAGAGGUGAUACCCUCCAUGGUGUCGCUGAACAACCAUACUGAUGCUUCCAGCUCAAAGAAAGCCAGUGGGACUAUCAUCUGAGCGUGCAGUCAACCAUGAAACCCUGUAACAGAGUUGAUACUUUAUGCUGUAGCGGUAGGCCUGAAAACCACAUUGUGGUAUUACCCAAUUCUCUUGCCCUCUAUUCCAGUUUAUAUUGAACUGUUCUCUGUCAUCCUGUCCAUCAUGUUUGUACAUGCCAAACACUGUCUGUUUGUUCCUGUUCCCUGAAUGACUGUUUAGAUUAGAGCCUUGGUGUUUAAACCCUCUUAGGGGUGUGUGUAUGUGUAUGUGUGCGUAAAAUGUAUGUAUUUUUUAUUAAAAACAACUAUUUUUAAUCUU